Drosophila obscura is the source of this 872-nucleotide messenger RNA. RefSeq names its product cuticle protein 18.6 (gene Ccp84Ac). NCBI's taxonomy places the organism in Eukaryota, Metazoa, Arthropoda, Insecta, Diptera, Drosophilidae. Gene Ontology annotation, cellular component: extracellular matrix. The record is from RefSeq and is a predicted model, not a curated record. Bases 67 to 795 code for a protein of 242 amino acids. The transcript has 2 exons.
ACACACUCCACAGAAGGAGGACAAAGUUUCGCUUCUUUUGCCCAAAUAACCUUAAACACUCGCAAAAUGGCAUUCAAGUUGGUUGCACUCGUCGCCUGCUGCCUGGCAGCCGCCUCCGCUGGUAUCAUUCAACUGGAGCAUCACGAGCAGCAGCAGCAGCCACAGCAUGUCCUCUAUCAGGCUCAGCCGCAGUACCAGCACCAGCACCAGCCGCAGCCACAGCAUGUGCUCUACCAGAAGGCACAUGAUAUCCAUGCCCAAGGACACGAGGUCUACCCGGAUGAUCCCCAUCCCAAGUACAACUUCGCCUACGAUGUGCAGGACGCCCUCUCGGGCGAUUCCAAGAGCCAGUCGGAGUCCCGCGACGGGGAUGUGGUCCAGGGCGAGUACUCGCUGGACGAUGCCGAUGGUUUCCGUCGCACGGUGAAGUACACCGCCGACUCUGUCAACGGAUUCAAUGCCGUCGUCCACCGCGAGCCACUGGCCCAUGUGCACCACAAGGUGGUGGCUGCUCCAGCUGCUGUCCAGUACCAUCAUGCCCCGACUGCUGUGAUCAAGACGCCCGUGACUUAUGCUGCUCCGGCACCCGCUUAUGUGGCACCCACCUCCACCUAUGCUGCUCCAGCGUACACCGCGCCCGCUUACACUGCUCCCGCCUACACCUCUCACUAUGAGCAGCAACAGCAGCAGCAACAGCAGCAGCAGCAUCAGGAGCAGGAGCACCAGCAUAACUAUGCCACCUACGAGACUCCAGCCCCUGCCCAUGAGGCUCAUGACUACUACCAUCACCAGUAGGAGCAGAUCCUACCCCUAGAGAUCUGACAAGCGAAGUAUUAUCUAUCCAGCAUCCAUUCCAUUCCGAUCUAUCAUUU